UCGGUGUGCCGAGGUCCUGGGGAAAGUGAGAGACUAGGAGGAAAGUUUGGGACGGAGGGGACGGGAUAGGAGACAGGACAGUGGCGCUGCACGGUGACAGGGUCCGGGGCUCCCUUUCUCCUGUGGAAAGGAAGAGAGCAGAGUUAAACAGCAUCAGUUGCAGCGAAUUCUAAUCGCCAGGCCUUUAGCUUUUAAUAGGGUGGGAAGGGCGUUCGGGAACGGUCAUGUGGGUUUGGAGAACUGGAGUUGGAUGAGGGUUCAACUGGAUCUGCUUUCAGAGGCUCCCCAGCUUCCUUCUCCCUUGUUUUUUCCUGGUCACGAAAAGAAGGGGAAAUGGGGAAGCGGGUGUCGCGGGAGUGUGUAGGAGUAAAGGAGUUUUCUAGUUUUUGGCAGUGCGGAAUAGGGAAACGGUAGUGCUGUGUUGGAGCCUUGUAUGCUGAAGCGACGGCUCUGGAAGUCUGAGAAAGGGAACAGAAAACGCAGGACGGUGUUGGGCGGCCAGGCUUGUUAAGUAAACGGGCGCUUUAGUUUCCAGACUCUUAUUUUACUGUUUGGGUGCUAGGCGGGAGGGGUCAGCAUUCAUAUACAGAAAUGUCCCUGGGGGAAUGUGGUUGCUGCCCCAGUGGGUACCCCGUUCUCACUGUGGGCUAGGCAAGGGAAAGGGUGAAGAGAGAAUUUGUAGGUUGGUUCUGGUCUGAUAAAUGAAAUGUUUGAUGUAAACAAAGUAUCUUCUUUGGCUGUAACCACUUUCCUCCCUGGUCUUCCUAAAAUGAAAGUCAGCAAUUAUACUGUAACAAAAUAGGUGUCUCAUAAGGAAUUGAGUCCCUUGAGAAGGUAUCAAAGGGUAGUUCUUUCUCCCACAGGUCGUUGAACUUGGGACCUUUUCUUGCCAUGAGCCAUUGAGGCUGGAGAUCCUUGGAGUUGGUAUUGUUUGUGAGUUGGCUAGUGGAGUUAGGGAAACCUGGGGACUUCUGUGGGGUGAGUUCUCUUGGCUUGGAGUAGGUUAUUUCCAUCGGAAUGGCUUUAGGCUUAUCCGUGUAGUUUUGCAGCUGAGAUCAACUAACUCUUUGGGCCUUUGAGGUUCCAAAAUAAAGCUCGAAAAUUGACUUUUUCUCCCCCUUAUUUUUGUUCUUCUGCUGGCUUUGAACCUUGUGCUAGGAAGAGACCUGGGAAAUUAAGUUUCUUGCAGAGUGUGGUGGGGACUGCCGCUGCUGAGCAGGGCUUCUGGGAAGCAGUGUGCACCUGAGCCCAGCAUGGCAGGCCUGAAGCGGCGGGCGAGCCAGGCGUGGCCGGAGGAGCGUGGGGCGCAGGAGCAUGGGCUGUAUAGCCUGCACCGCAUGUUCGACAUCGUGGGCACCCACCUGACACACAGAGAUGUGCGUGUCCUGUCCUUCCUCUUCGUGGAUGUCAUCGAUGACCACGAGCGUGGCCUCAUCCGAAAUGGACGUGACUUCUUGUUGGCACUGGAGCGCCAGGGCCGCUGUGACGAGAGUAACUUCCGCCAGGUGCUGCAGCUGCUGCGCAUCAUCACACGCCAUGACCUGCUACCCUACGUCACCCUCAAGAGGCGGCGGGCUGUGUGCCCUGACCUUGUAGACAAGUAUCUGGAGGAGACUUCAAUUCGCUACGUGACCCCCAGAGCCCUCAGCGACCCAGAACCGAGGCCUACCCAGCCCCAUAAAACAGUGCCUCCCCACUACCCUGUGGUGUGCUGCCCCACUUCGGGCCCUCAGAUGUGUAGCAAGAGGCCAGCUCGAGGGCGAGCCACACUUGGGAGCCAGCGAAAGCGCCGGAAGUCGGUGACACCAGAUCCCAAGGAAAAGCAGACAUGUGACAUCCGGCUGCGGGUCCGCGCGGAGUACUGCCAGCACGAGACCGCGCUGCAGGGCAACGUCUUCUCCAACAAGCAAGACCCACUCGAGCGGCAGUUUGAGCGCUUCAACCAGGCCAACACCAUCCUCAAGUCCCGGGACCUGGGCUCCAUCAUCUGUGACAUCAAGUUCUCUGAGCUCACCUACCUCGACGCAUUCUGGCGCGACUAUAUCAAUGGCUCAUUGCUAGAGGCACUCAAAGGUGUCUUCAUCACAGACUCCCUCAAGCAGGCUGUGGGCCAUGAAGCCAUCAAGCUGCUGGUGAAUGUGGACGAGGAGGACUACGAGCUGGGCCGACAAAAACUCCUGAGGAACUUGAUGCUGCAGGCAUUGCCCUGACCUCCCCUCAUGGGACUGUCCCCAGCAUUCGCCUCUGGAGCGUACAUACUGUCCUGGGGUUUGUUCUCUACCCUUCCAACCAGUCACACCCCUGCCUUUUUUUU
Molecule: messenger RNA, 2314 nt
Organism: Pteropus alecto (black flying fox)
Lineage: Eukaryota; Metazoa; Chordata; Mammalia; Chiroptera; Pteropodidae
Gene: DEDD
Product: death effector domain containing
Exons: 5
Coding region: 1254-2210 (318 amino acids)
Biological process (GO): regulation of apoptotic process; extrinsic apoptotic signaling pathway via death domain receptors; apoptotic process
Cellular component (GO): nucleolus
Molecular function (GO): DNA binding; protein binding
Source: RefSeq, a predicted model, not a curated record